Messenger RNA from Oldenlandia corymbosa var. corymbosa, 3336 nucleotides. The record is from the annotation of a GenBank genome assembly. NCBI's taxonomy places the organism in Eukaryota, Viridiplantae, Streptophyta, Magnoliopsida, Gentianales, Rubiaceae.
AUGUUAGAUUUCUCGGAACUUGUUGAUAAGGUAUUAAGUGUGAUCGGAGUUGAUAGAGAAGGGCUGUAUAUUGAUUUUUCUUUGGUAUGGACGGAGAGGUCAGGAAAAAGGUCUCGUGUGCACAUUAAUGAUGAUAAUACUGUUCGGUUCAUUUAUCUUUGUGCUGAUAAAUGGCCAGAAUUGUACCCUGAAAAUGUUGAGAGAACAGGCCAUGUUUAUGCAAGUACAUCUGGCCAGGAUAUUGGUGCCAGCACUAGUGGUGGUAGAACAAUUGAAGACAAUGAAGAUGGAGAUGAAGAUGGAGAUGAAGAUGAAGAUAAAGAUGAAGAUGAAGAUGCAGAUGAAGAUGAAGAUGUCGGGGGUGUCGAAAGCAGUGAUGAUGAGUACGUCCCAUCGGAUGAGGACUCAGAUGACGACACUGAUUUUGAGUCAUCUUCUUCAGUCCCAUAUGUUUUCGACGACAUAAGUGGAUGGGACAAGACUUUAGAGGAAGUAGAAAACGAUGGAAUUAAAAUGUGGGAUGGCAAUCCGUUGACGCUAGGCCUUGAUAUACAUUUCGCCAACAAGCCUGAGGCACAAGCGGCAGUGGGAGAAUGGAACUUGGUACAUGGUCGGACUUUCCGGGUGAAAACGAGCUCUAAACGAACAUGGUAUGUCGAAUGCGAGACGUGUGGACCUAAAUAUCCGAAAGAGCGCCUUCACGGCUAUGAUUGUCUGUGGAAGGCGCGAGUUUCGCUACAGAAGGCCACCGAUACUUGGAAAAUGGUGGCAAACAUUGAUAUGAUCCAAAAAUGUCAGACUGUUCUACCUCCUACUCCAAUGAAACUGUAUGAAGAGGCCCGGAAGAAAUCAUUGAGGCAAAAGGUCAACCGGUUUAGCAAGAGAAACCAGAAGUACGAAGUGGUUACAAUAGCACCUGAUAAUCAACCAUGGAAGGCUGACGAGAAGCAAGUUGUGUUGUAUGCAAAUCGAGAGUGCACUUGCGGAAAGUGGCAGACUUUCAGAUUUCCUUGUUCCCAUGCACUUCGAGUUGCCCGUGAGCUAGGUGACGAUCCCUUCCCACUUUUUGAUCCAUGUUACACUACGCAUCAAUGGUACCAACAGUUUUCUGGAGAAUUCAACCCAAUCAUGGAACCAUGGCCAAAGGCAACGUGGCAGAUCAGGCCAGAUGACACUAAACUUGUCCACCAUGCUGGCCGAGGUCGGAAGCGUGUGAAUCGGAAAAAAGGUGUGAUGGAUUAUACAAGCAAAUCUGGCCAGCGAAGACUCAAAACUUGCAGUUUAUGUAAGCUACAAGGCCAUAAUGCCAGGGCUUGCCCAUAUGCGAGAGUUUGCGCACGAUGUGGAAGUUUAGAUCAUGAUGCUGUGGAAUGCCCUUUUUCUCAUCCACCCGCUGACAGGACCGCUAUUGAUAAACUGUACGAUCCAUAUGGAAUUCAUGGUGUGCCUAAUAUCGAUUCUGAUGAUGAUGAUGAUGCCAUGUCCAGGUCUUCUCUGGCCGCUUCUGCCAAGGCUAUUACCGGCUGUGUGAUUCUUCUUCAGCUCUGGGCCUGGGAGCGGAUUUUGACGGUUCAGCCCAAGAUACUGGGUAGGGAUCUCGAUCUAUCUGAUUGUCCAUUGGGCACGAGGUGGUCCCGCGAGAAAAAAGUUCAAGGUAUCACGCGGUUCAAUUUGGCCGCGUAUCGGGAUCAGCUUGCGCUCUCGCAGAGUCGAUUUUGUCUGGAUGCCGUACACAACUCUUUUGGGUCGUAUUGCCGUGGUUUGUCUUGUGGGACAGGGGCAUAUGGCGAUCUCGGACAUGGCUCAUCUGCGGUGAUGUCGUUGCGCCACACAACCCCAGAGGGUAUUUCGCCAAUUUGGUUAUCACCAGCGGAUACCCGCGACGCAUUACUUCUCACCGCGGCGGAAAUUACUAGCCUGCUCAAGAGGAAGCCGUUUGGAGGAUCCGAUAGGAGAUGGUUACAACAACUAGGGAUAUAUCUCCAGGUUUGGAAUGAUCGCCACGGCCAAGUUGUGGGGACUGAUGAUCUUUAUGUUGGCGAGCCUUCCGCAGAUCCGGAGUAUCUCUUGUGGUACCAUCAGGUUACUGUGAAGUAUGUUACGGAUCCGACGGACUCUGAAAAUGCGAGGGGUUUUCACGGUUCUGCAGAGACCUUGCGCGUCAUGGCCACAUUGAUGGAGGAUGUUCGUAGUCUGAGUAUUAUAGGCCAGCGUACUUUCGACGCGGACUCCUUUGGUUAUGAUCGCUUAGGCGAGAUUGCCCAGGUUGCUGAGCGGGCGUUGUCCGUCAAUGCAACAAAUGUUGUACGGCACGAUCUCGAUAGGCAUGUUGAGGUUCAUGACAUUUUGAGUCAAGAACUUGCACCUGUAGACCCGACCCAGCAACAUCCACCACCCAGACCUCCGAGGCGUUCGCGCAGGUCUCGGCGUGGGCGUGGGGGGCAAGAGACAAUCACAACAUCUCAGCCACAUCAGUCCUCCCAAGAUGAGCAGCCUCAUAUUCCCUUCACUGGCGGUUCAUCCCAUCGGUCUCCACAUCGAUCUCCACUCCAUUCUCGACAGCAUUCAGCCCAUCGGUCUCCACAUCAUUCAUCCCAUCGGUCUCCACAUCAUUCUUCGCCGACCCAUCAGCAGUUCGCUAGAUGGCCAUCGAUACAUUACACGAGUAACUUUCUUUCGAGUAUGUUCGAGGGUGUUGCGGGUCAGCAUCAGGCUGAUAACCCAGCUGAGGGUGAGCGUGAGAGUCAGGGUGAGGAUGAGGCUGAGGAUGAGGUUGAGGAUGAGGAUGAGGAUGAGGCUGAGGAUGCAGACCAGGAUGAUCAGUUUGAGGGUCAUGGUUAUCAGCGCCAUGAGGAGCAGGGAUCGAGUCAGACUCUAGGGACUCCACCGUUGGCUAGUAAUAGCCCUGAACAAAAUGAUGAUGAUAUUGAUCUACAAUCAGAAGCUGCAGACGCCAGUGGAAAUAGUGGUUCAGGUCAAGAUCCUCCAAAAGGAACUGGGAAUAACGAAAGUGAUGGUUCAGCAAAUGAAGUUCCACAUCUUAUUGCUUUUGAAACCAGAACCCUUCUUGAGUUAAACUUUCUCAUUUGUUCUAUUAGUGCCGCAGCUGUUUUCACUCUCAUGUCAUCAAGCGCACCCAACUCCUGGUUCUAUGGUAUCUCUGCUGGAGCUGCUUGCCUGGGUUUCUUUUGUAAUUUUCUUGCAAUCAGUCUUUUGAGCUACCAAAGUGCCGCUAAAGUCUUGACAAUAAUUGGCGCAGUUGGUACGGCAUUUGCCAUCAGCGUUGCUUUGGGUGCAACAGAAAUCCGUAAGAUGGUAUUUUAUUCUGAUGCCUAA